AUGUAGAAAAUCUUAUCUUUGCUUACAACAGCAUUAUUAUUGAGUGGUUUAGCAUUUUACUCAUAAAAUGAGGAAUCUCACUCCUUUAAAAUUUGGUAGAAGAAAUAUAACAAGUUCUAUUCUUCAAGCGAAGAAGCAUACCGAUAGAUAAUAUUCAAUCAAAAUGUUGAAUUAAUCAAUAAACAUAACUCAAAUCCCAACAAAAGUUAUAGCAUGGCAAUCAAUUAAUUUGUUGAUUUAACUAAGGAAGAAUUCUAAUCUAUGUAUUUGGGAAAAUCAACUUUUGUUAAAAUUGAUAAUAUUGAAUUAAGCUCUCGAAAUAACUUAGGAGAAGUCGAUUGGUCUAGAAAAAUGUUUCCAAUCAAAGAUUAAGGUAAUUGUGGAUCAUUUUGGGCUUUCUCUGCUAUAGGUGCAAUUGAGGUUUCUUGAUCGUAAGAAAAGGCUUAAAAUGGGAAUUGGCUGAAUAAUAAUUAGUAGAUUGUGCUUAUUAUGCAGGAGAUGGAUGCUAUGGAGGUGAUGCAGCCUUGGCAUCAGAUUAUAUUGCUGAAGUUGGUUCUGUUUAUGAAAUGGAUUAUGAAUAUGUAAAUCAUAUCAAAUAUAUUAAAAGAAAUCAAGAUCAGGUAUUUGCAAGGUUAGAAGAGAAGGUGAGGUUAAAAUUUCAGGAAGAGUAAGCUAUGUUCCAAAUGAAGAUUCUAUCAAGAAGGGAAUUUAAAAUUAUCCAUUAUCUGUGAGUGUUGAUGCCACUGAUUGGAGUUUCUAUAGCAAAGGAAUAUUUGAUGGAAAUUGUAAAGAAAAUUACAAUAAUCAUGCUACUGUUGCUGUUGGAUUUGACAAUGCCGGAAACUGGAAGAUAAGAAAUUCAUGGGGAGAAGGUUGGGGAGAUCAAGGUUACAUUUGGUUGAGACCAGGUAAUUCUUGUGGUGUAAUGACCAGAGUUGAUGGUGCCAUUUGA
Molecule: messenger RNA, 952 nt
Organism: Paramecium octaurelia
Lineage: Eukaryota; Ciliophora; Oligohymenophorea; Peniculida; Parameciidae
Source: the annotation of a GenBank genome assembly